Molecule: messenger RNA, 757 nt
Organism: Ruditapes philippinarum (Manila clam)
Lineage: Eukaryota; Metazoa; Mollusca; Bivalvia; Venerida; Veneridae
Product: 1-aminocyclopropane-1-carboxylate synthase-like protein 1
Exons: 5
Coding region: 187-438 (83 amino acids)
Source: RefSeq, a predicted model, not a curated record
UUUUACUUUUACCGUCAAAACUGAGUUAACUCCCUUUUGUGUAAUUUUGCCAUUUGUACUAAUGUUGUGUGAGUCAACAGAAUUUUCAAAGCAACACGUCAAUUCCAGAUCCAUCAUUUAUGCCUUGAAGUAAUAAUAAAAUAUUAAUAAGAUCAGAAUAGAAGGGAAACAACAAUACUCAAAAGUAUGGCAGAAAAGAAAGAUAAUGAAGUAAAGAUUGGGACUGAAGAAGGUGAUUCGAAAAUUGAGAUACAGGAAUGCAGCGGUGAUGGAGCAAAGUCAAAUCUUCCAAAAGCUGGCAACUUAGAUGAUUUGUUGUCCACAUUAAAGAACCAGAUUUCAAACUCUGAUUGGUUGGAGAAAAACACAGCAGAUAAAUGGGUACAGGAGAAUCCCGAUUUAGCAAAAGAAUACAUAGAUGCUACCAAGAAGUCAUGACGUUCUUUAAAGUGUGACAUAAACAAGUUACAGAUCUGUGGACAGCAGGAUACAUCUCCUAAAUGACUAUUAAACAAUUUUUCUCUUUUCAUUCCUUUUAUUCUUUAAUUUCUGUGAUAAUUAUUAGCUUUGUGAACAAACUAUAAUGAAUAAAUGAAAAUGUUUGAUUAACUGAAUGGUAGCUUGUUGAUUUAGUAUAUUUAGAUAACUGUCAAAAUUUGAUUUUUUUAGCAAAGAGAAACUUGAUUUUUAAACAUUUGCUGUUUAUGAUGUUUGUAUAUUUCAUUAAAUAAUUAAAUGAGAAAUAAAAUACUCGCUG